AUGAAGGCUCGCAUCGUGUCUGUCUGCUGUUUGCUCACCUUGCUGCUUUUUCACGCCACGGCAGAUGAAGAAGAAGAAGACUUCACAACCGUCCUCAGAGACAGAUCUCACAUCGAUGAGACUCUUCGAUUUGCCACUGAAGAAAAAGCAGCGGACUAUGCAGCGGCUGUUCAGAGGUUACGGAAGAUCUACCACUCCUCCAUCAAGCCAAUGGAGCAGGCCUACAAGUACAACGAGCUGAGGCAGCACGAAAUCUCAGCCUACCCUGGACGAACCCUGGGGGACGCCGCCACAGAUGGAGAAAUUACCUCCAAGCCCAUGGUGCUGUUCCUUGGACCGUGGAGUGUAGGAAAGUCAUCCAUGAUUAAUUACCUCCUGGGCUUGAAUGAUAGCCCCUAUCAGCUCUACACAGGAGCUGAGCCGACUACCUCUGAGUUCACCGUCAUAAUGCACGGCGAGAAGAUCCGCUCGGUGGAGGGCAUCGUGAUGGCGGCCGAUAGCUCUCGAUCCUUUUCGCCUUUGGAGAAAUUUGGGCAAAACUUCCUGGAAAAGUUGAUCGGGAUCGAAAUGCCCCACAAGCUGCUGGAACGCGUUACUUUCGUGGACACGCCGGGAAUCAUCGAGAACCGCAAACAGCAGGAGCGAGGGUACCCCUUCAACGAUGUUUGCCAGUGGUUCAUCGACCGUGCUGAUCUGAUCUUUGUGGUGUUUGAUCCGACGAAGCUGGACGUUGGUCUGGAGCUGGAGAUGCUCUUCCGUCAACUGAAGGGCCGCGAGUCGCAGAUUCGCAUCAUCCUGAACAAGGCCGACAACCUGGCCACGCAGGAUUUGAUGCGAGUGUACGGAGCGCUUUUCUGGAGCUUGGCCCCGCUCAUCAACGUGACGGAGCCCCCGCGGGUCUACGUUAGCUCUUUCUGGCCCUACGACUACGCUCCGGACACUAGCCGUGAGCUCUUCAAGCGGGAGGAGAUCUCCCUUCUGGAGGAUCUCAACCAAGUGAUCGAAAAUCGUAUGGAGAACAAGAUCGCUUUCAUCCGCCAGCACGGCAUUCGCGUUCGUAUCCACGGCCUCCUGGUGGAUCGCUACGUCCAGACCUUCAAAGAGAAGAUGAGUUUCUUCAGCGACCCGGAACUUGUAUUCAAGGAGAUCGUGGACGAUCCGGACAAGUUCUACAUUUUCAAGUCAAUCUUGGCCAAGACUAACGUCAGCAAGUUUGAUCUCCCCAACCGCGAUGCCUACCGCGACUUCUUCGGAAUCAACGCCAUCACCAGUUUCAAACCCUUGUCGGCCCAGUGCUCCUACAUCGGCGGCUGUCUUCUGGAUAAGAUCGAGAAGGCCAUCACCAACGAAUUGCCCGGCCUCUUGAGCAGCAUCAACUCGGGCAAACAGCCCGGACUUUCUUCGUGCGAGGCCACCGGCUGCGGGGAGAAGCCCAAAAACCGCUAUCGGAAGAACUGA
Molecule: messenger RNA, 1458 nt
Organism: Nerophis lumbriciformis (worm pipefish)
Lineage: Eukaryota; Metazoa; Chordata; Actinopteri; Syngnathiformes; Syngnathidae
Source: RefSeq, a predicted model, not a curated record